Danaus plexippus (monarch butterfly) is the source of this 2488-nucleotide messenger RNA. Its product is annotated as beta-alanine transporter-like. Gene Ontology annotation, biological process: transmembrane transport. The record is from RefSeq and is a predicted model, not a curated record. Lineage: Eukaryota; Metazoa; Arthropoda; Insecta; Lepidoptera; Nymphalidae. Gene Ontology annotation, cellular component: membrane. Gene Ontology annotation, molecular function: transmembrane transporter activity. Bases 154 to 1836 code for a protein of 560 amino acids. The transcript has 12 exons.
UCUGCCAUAUGGCAGUACAUAUUUGUGCCGCCGCCGGGCGGACGCGCCAGAUGCCAUUCUUGUUUUUUUUUUAAUGCUUGUUAAAGGUUUACGUUGUAAGUUGUGAAAUACAAAGAGUUUGUAUAAGUGAAUAAAAACAGUUUAACUAAUAAAAUGGAUAAGAAAGAAGAUGAGAAAAUUAAAGGCAAUGACAGCGAUGCGCUGGAAUCUGUGCUGGUACACAUAGGUCAGUUCGGCCGCUACCAGAAGCUGUUGUUCCUGGGGAUGUUACCAGUGGGAGUGUUUUUCGCAUUCAUAUAUUUCGUCCAAAUGUUCAUAGCCGCUACCCCACAACGGCACUGGUGUAAAGUUCCAGAACUAACUCAUUUAGAUCCCGAGUUGAGGCGAAAUUUGACUGCUCCUCCACCAAGUAUUGACGGCGAGGAAUGGAACCGCUGCUUCAUGUACGACGCCAACUGGACCGAGGUUUUGCUCAGCAACAGAACCGAUCCCGACACACCCAUCACAGCCUGCAAGAACGGCUGGGAGUUCGAACUGAAAGACAUCCCAUACCAUACUGUAGUUAGUGAGCGCGGCUGGGUGUGUGAUAAUUCCGGCUACACUCCCUUCACUCAGACUGUUUUCUUCAUUGGCUCCUUCUUUGGAGGUUUAUUUUUUGGAUGGGUAUCUGACUACUUUGGAAGGGUACCGGCUUUGUUUGGUGCCAACGUAAUGGCGUUGGUCGGCGGCAUAGCUACAAUAUACACGACGGAGAUAUGGGAUUUCGCUUUCUGUCGGUUCAUCGUCGGCACUUCCUACGACACCUCUUUUAUGGCCAUGUAUAUUUUAGUGUUAGAGUACACGGGUCCCAAGUACAGGACGUGGGCAGCGAACAUGUCGAUAGCUCUGUUCUUCGGUGGGGGCUGCCUCAUCCUUCCCUGGGUGGCGUGGUGGGUCUCGGAUUGGAGGACACUCCUCUGGGUCACUUCACUGCCCAUGCUGCUAGUGGUAGUUGUGCCUUUCACUGUACCGGAGAGCGCUAGAUGGCUUUCAUCUCGGGGGCGGGUUAACGAUGCUGUAAAAGUUCUGAGAAGAUUCGAAAGAGUCAAUGGAAGGAAAAUACCUGAUGACGUCAUGGACGAGUUUAUUGUCUCAGCCAGUCAGACUCGCCGCACAAAAGAGUCUAUAAUGGAUGUCUUCAAGAGUUCAGCUCUCCGAGGUCUCCUCGCUCGGAUGGUUAUAGUGUACAUGACAUGCGCGCUGGUCUUCGACGGGCUGGUCCGUAUGUCGGAAGGCCUCGGGUUGGACUUUUUCGUGACCUUCACUUUGACCUCCGCCACCGAGAUACCGUCAGUCAUGCUGCUGGCCUUAGUACUGGACAGGUUCGGUCGUCGGGUUCUGACCGCCGUCCCGCUGUUGAUAUCAGGGACGCUGAUACUCAUUGCCACUUUGGUGCCUAGAGGUGUACCGCAAGUGUCGCUGGCGAUCAUGGCCAGGUUCAUGAUCAACAUGGCGUACAACGCGGCCAUCCAGUGGUCCGCUGAGCUGAUGCCGACUCCCGUGCGAGGAUCGGCCUCCUCUUUCAUACACGUCAUGGGAUACGUCUCCACGCUCGUGUCCCCCUUCGUCGUGUACUCGGAGCGAGCGUGGAAGUUAUUGCCUCUCCUCAUUCUGGGGGCGUUGUGUUUGGUGGCGAGCGGAGUUUCUCUCAUGGUGCCGGAGACCAACGGCCGGCCGAUGCCACAGACUAUAGAAGAGGGCGAACAGGUCGUGAGGAGCUACACGCUAUGCGGGAAAGUCGAAGACGCAGAAGUAACUGCUGAACAAAACGAGAAGGAGAAGGCCCUCAUCACUUAGAGACAACACAUUAAUAGUUUAGCAUUAAAUAUAAGUUCUGCCUGUAAUGUAAAAACGUGAAGCGAUUCGAAUUUCUAGAUGAUGUUAGCUUGGUAAAAAUAAAAGUAUCACAUAUCAGAUGACAGUUAUCAUCUACAAAGAUGUGUUUUGUGCGAAAUGCGUUUUAUAUAUAAUUAUAAUUUCCGUACAAACGGUCGCAUAAUUCGAAUUAUAUCUUAAUAAAGAUAAUUGAGACGGGUACAAAGUAUAUGAUAAUCGCCUGAUUGAGACCAAUGAACCGAGUGCUUCAGACGUAGUAUUCUACGACGCUGAAAUAUAUAAAAAUUCUUAUAAUUUAUAUUUCUUUAUAUUAAAAUAGAUCUUUGUUUUUAAUGUUUAGACUGUUAGUGAAACGCCUCUUUGGUAAGAUCGGCCAGGAAGGAGUCCUUGGCAGAACAAUGGACCUCUCGAUGUAUGCUUGUCUCGUACGAAAUAACUUUUAAUGUAAUUGUACAUGAUGGAUAUUCUGUGAUAAAAAGUCAAUUUUGUUAAAAGUUACACUUUAAUAGUUAUAAUUUAGUUUACUACUAGAUACUAGAUACCGUAAGAUAUAUAUAUUUUUAUUUUAGAUUUUAAUGCAUUUUGUGUUAUAAAUAAUAUUUUAACAUCAAAA